GGCAUACCCCGCUACCAGGCAUAGGAACAGUUUUUGCUAACCACCAAAGAUGAUGACAAGUAUACUUUCCUUAUUGGGAUUCUCCAAAUCCUUCAGUGUCACAGAGCUCCUAGUGGUUUCUGUUACCUUCUGCCUGGUCUUCUGGAUCAUUGGCUCUUACCAUCAAAGGGUCCCCAAGGGAUUCAAAAGCCCACCUGGGCCCUGGGCUUGGCCUCUGAUUGGCAAUGUAUUGACCCUGGGGAAGAAUCCCCACUUGGUCCUGGCCCAAAUGAGAGAGAAGUAUGGGGAUGUGAUGCAGAUUCAGAUUGGCUCCACCCCAGUGCUCGUGCUGAGUGGUUUGGAAACUGUUCGGCAUGCCCUGGUGAAGCAAGGGGAUGACUUCAAGGGCCGGCCUGACCUCUACAGCUUCUCCUUAGUCCUGGAUGGAGAGUCCUUGGCUUUUGGACCUGACUCAGGGGAGGUAUGGGCCGCUCGAAGGAAGCUGACCCAGAAUGCUCUGAAGGCCUUCUCCAUUUCCUCUUCCUCAUCUUCUUCCUUUUGCUACCUGGAGGAGCAUGUGAGCAAGGAGGCUGAAUACUUGAUCCAGAAGUUCCAGGAGCAGAAGGGACACUUUGACCCCACUGAGUACAUAGUGGUGUCCGUGGCCAAUGUCAUCUGUGCCAUCUGCUUUGGAAAGCGCUACGACCAUGAUGACCAAGAGUUACUUAGUAUUGUCCACCUGAGCAAUAAAUUUGGUGAGGUCACCGCCUCUGGGAAUCCAGUUGAUUUCAUCCCUAUACUCCAAUACCUUCCCAGCAGCACGAUGACAGCCUUCCGGGAUCUGAAUGAAAAAAUCGUUAACUUCACACAAAAACUGGUGAAAGAACAUUACAAGAAGUUUGAGAAGGGUUGCAUCCGGGAUAUCACAGACAGCCUAAUUGAACACUGCCAAGAAAAGAAGUUGGAUGAGAAUGCCAACAUCAUCCUGUCAGAAAAGAAGAUUGUCAACGUUGUCAUAGACCUUUUUGGAGCCGGUUUCGACACUGUCACCACAGCCCUUUCCUGGGGUCUCAUGUACCUUGUAGCAAAGCCUGAGGUCCAGAAGAAGAUUCAGGAGGAGCUGGACAUGGUGAUUGGCAGAGAACGGUUGCCCCACCUCUCAGACAGAACUCAGCUCCCCUACAUGGAGGCCUUCAUCCUCGAAACCUUCAGGCAUUCUUCCUUCCUCCCCUUCACCAUUCCCCACAGCACAACCAGAGCCAUAACCUUGAAUGGCUUCUACAUUCCCAAGGGACGAUGCGUCUUUGUGAAUCAAUGGCAGAUUAACCAUGACCAGAAAAUAUGGGGAGACCCAUCAGUGUUCCGACCAGAGAGAUUCCUCAAUGUAGACGGAACUAUCAACAAGGCCCUGAGUGAGAAGGUGAUUAUGUUUGGCCUGGGGAAAAGAAGGUGCAUUGGGGAGACCAUUGCCCGGUGGGAAGUAUUCCUUUUCCUGUCCAUCCUACUGCAUCAGUUGGAGUUCAGUGUCCCUUCUGGAGUGAAAGUGGACUUGACCCCUGUCUAUGGGUUGGCAAUGAAGCACACCCCCUGUCAGCAUUUCCAGACAAAGUUGCGCUCUUAG
Molecule: messenger RNA, 1600 nt
Organism: Gracilinanus agilis (Agile Gracile Mouse Opossum)
Lineage: Eukaryota; Metazoa; Chordata; Mammalia; Didelphimorphia; Didelphidae
Product: cytochrome P450 1A1-like
Exons: 7
Coding region: 50-1600 (516 amino acids)
Biological process (GO): progesterone metabolic process; hormone biosynthetic process
Molecular function (GO): heme binding; oxidoreductase activity, acting on paired donors, with incorporation or reduction of molecular oxygen, reduced flavin or flavoprotein as one donor, and incorporation of one atom of oxygen; iron ion binding
Source: RefSeq, a predicted model, not a curated record